Daucus carota subsp. sativus is the source of this 1382-nucleotide messenger RNA. RefSeq names its product hypersensitive-induced response protein 4. The transcript is spliced from 5 exons. Lineage: Eukaryota; Viridiplantae; Streptophyta; Magnoliopsida; Apiales; Apiaceae. The record is from RefSeq and is a predicted model, not a curated record. The coding region runs from base 227 to 1102 and encodes 291 amino acids.
AUUAACAAUAAAAAAUAGACCGACCCUAAAUAUCUAAGCAUGAGACACGUAAGCAGCUUCUGUAUCAUACACAACAAGACAACUUGUGCAAGUAUCAACGCCUCUAUCUAACACCGUUCCUCUCCAGAUUUGAUCAUAAACCUUGCUAUAAAUAAACACACAUAUACAUAUCUAAACUUUACUCACAAAACAUUAAUCGAGCAGACACACAUAUACAUACAUAGUAAUGGGGAAUGUGUUCUGUCUAUUCUGCGGAUGUAUAGGCCAAUCCAACGUUGGUGUGGUUGAGAAAUGGGGACGCUUCGAGAAGCUAGCUCAGCCUGGUCUUAAUUUCUUCAAUCCUUUCGCCGGAGAGUUCAUCGCCGGCGUUCUUUCCACCAGAAUCAACUCCCUUGAUGUCAAAAUCGAGACCAAAACUAAGGACAAUGUUUUUGUGCAAAUGAUUUGCUCAAUUCAGUACCGUGUUAUAAAGGAAAAUGCUGAUGAUGCUUUCUAUGAAUUGCAAAAUCCCGAGGAGCAGAUCCAGGCAUAUGUAUUUGAUGUGGUUCGGGCCCAGGUUCCCAGGAUGACAUUGGAUGAACUUUUUGAGCAGAAAGGUGAUGUUGCUAAAUCUGUCAUGGAGGAACUUGAGAAGGUCAUGGGAGAGUACGGGUACAACAUAGAGCACAUACUGAUGGUUGAUAUCAUUCCUGAUCCCUCUGUGCGUACCGCAAUGAACGAAAUCAAUGCAGCUCAAAGGAUGCAGCUUGCUAGUGUUUAUAAGGGAGAGGCAGAAAAAAUACUUUUAGUUAAAAGGGCGGAAGCUGAGGCAGAGUCCAAGUACCUAGGCGGUGUUGGUGUUGCAAGGCAGAGGCAGGCAAUAACCGAUGGGUUGAGAGAGAACAUAUUAAACUUCUCUCACAAGGUUGAGGGAACCUCUGCUAAGGAGGUCAUGGAUCUUAUCAUGAUCACUCAGUACUUCGACACAAUCAAAGACCUUGGAAAUUCGUCGAAGAAUACAACAGUAUUUCUACCCCAUGGUCCAGGUCAUGUCAGGGACAUCAGUGAUCAGAUUCGCAAUGGUUUGAUGGAAGCUGAAAGCGGCCGUGUCAAUGGCGUUUGAGUUUUGAAUAUACGAAUCUUAUUAAAAACAUAUUUACCUGGUACAGUUUACCUCCAUUCUGUUUAGGGCCUGGUUAGAAAUAAGUUCUUGAAAAGGAACUGUCAAGAUAUAGCGUAUGAGCAUGUGUUCAUAACAUUUCUAUAAUGCUUACACGUGAGAAUGUGAGUUAAGAUUGUAUGUAAAUUCAUUUCCUGCUGUUGUUGGUUGAUAAGGAUUUACGUCAUUUGUAAUACUUUUGGUAACCUUGAUUAAGUUUAUAAACUGUUUCUUGUACUGGCAA